AUGGUAAAAAACAUUACAGCUAUCUGCAAGUUAGGGGGUUUUAAUCUCACAAAGUGGAUCAGCAAUAGCCGUGAGGUGCUAUUAGAGAUUUCCGAAGAACAAAGAUCCAAGAACUUCAAGGAGUUGGAUCUAGACAGGGAUAAAUUGCCAGUUGAACGGGCCCUUGGACUACAUUGGUGCAUCGAGACGGACGCCUUCAAAUUUAAAUUUAACAUCCGAGAACAACCACAUACAAGACGUGGGAUGUUAUCCAUGAUCAGUUCUGUCUACGAUCCUUUAGGUUUCUUAGCACCUUUCACAAUCCCAGCUAAGAUAAUUCUGCAGGACUUGUGUCGCUUGAAGUGUGGUUGGGAUGAUUCAGUACCCCAAAGCGUUCAACAGAAAUGGAACAAAUGGAUGGAAGAUCUCGAGAGUGUGGGAAGUUUCAAGGUCAGCAGGUGCUUAAAACCUAAAGACUUUGGCCAUGUCAUAUCUGCUCAGUUGCAUCACUUCUCUGAUGCCAGUGAAAGUGCAUACGGAACGGUUACAUAUAUCCGGUUGCAAAACAGUAAAAACCAGGUCCAUAUUGCAUUCGUACUUGGAAAGGCAAGGGUUGCCCCACUGAAACAAGUGACCAUCCCUCGUUUGGAGCUCACAGCUGCUACUGUAGCUGUUAAGGUGGACAAGAUGCUGAGUUCAGAGCUGCAGCUUCCUUUGGAAGAGCCACAAUUCUGGACCGACAGUACAUCUGUACUAAAGUAUAUAAAAAAUGAGGACAAAAGAUUUCAAACAUUUGUUGCCAAUAGAAUAUCAGUUAUUAGAGAGGCGUCACAAGUGUCACAAUGGAGAUACAUUCCCUCAGCUCAAAAUCCAGCGGAUGAUGCUUCAAGGGGAUUAAAGUUUGAACAUUUAACUCGGGAGUAA
This is a messenger RNA of Pungitius pungitius (ninespine stickleback), 903 nucleotides long. RefSeq lists its product as uncharacterized. The transcript is spliced from 2 exons. The coding region runs from base 1 to 903 and encodes 300 amino acids. The record is from RefSeq and is a predicted model, not a curated record. NCBI's taxonomy places the organism in Eukaryota, Metazoa, Chordata, Actinopteri, Perciformes, Gasterosteidae.